Scomber japonicus (chub mackerel) is the source of this 2407-nucleotide messenger RNA. Its product is annotated as polyunsaturated fatty acid lipoxygenase ALOX15B-like. The transcript has 15 exons. Lineage: Eukaryota; Metazoa; Chordata; Actinopteri; Scombriformes; Scombridae. Gene Ontology annotation, biological process: linoleic acid metabolic process; lipid oxidation. Bases 51 to 2063 code for a protein of 670 amino acids. Gene Ontology annotation, molecular function: oxidoreductase activity, acting on single donors with incorporation of molecular oxygen, incorporation of two atoms of oxygen; iron ion binding; protein binding. The record is from RefSeq and is a predicted model, not a curated record.
GUCUUAACCACAACCCUUAACAGAAUAUACUUCUGCUUUCAAGAGUGAAAAUGGGUGAAUAUGAAGUGACUGUCUUCACUGGAAACAUGGCCUUUGCCAACACUUUCAACAACGUCUUUAUUAAGCUGGUAGGCACAGACGGGGAGAGCGACCGCACAUGGCUUGUGAACAUUACAGGUCCUGCAGCCUUCAGACAAGGAGCAGUGUCUAGUUUUUCUGUAACCUGCCCUACAUCUAUCGGAAAACUAGUGCUGAUAGAGCUAGACAAAAAGCGUCUCCCACUGUUCCCCGAUGAUGCUUGGUUCUGUUCCAAGGUGGAAGUAAAAUCUCCAGAAGGAGACAUCUACAGCGUUCCCAUCUACCGCUGGAUCAGUGACAGCGAGGUUCACCGGUUCAGUGAGGCAACAGCUCUGAGAGUCUAUGAUGACAACCAUCAUCUUGGCAAGUACACACGGCAGCAGGAGCUGAAGCAGCGAGAGAAAGACUAUCGCUGGGAUGUGUAUGCAGAGGGACUACCCCACACUAUAGAGGCCAAAGACCCUCUUUCUCUGCCUGCUGAGGUCCGCUUCUCCUUCACCAAGAGGACAGAGAUUGCUUUCAUUCUAGCCACAGGGCUGGCUGAGCUGAACUUGAAGGGACUGGUUGACAGCACAGAGAACUGGACAGACUUUGAUAGUAUUAAGCGGGUGUUCUGCUGCAAAAGUACUGACAUAUCAGAUUAUGUUGAGGAACACUGGAAGGAAGAUGCGUUGUUUGGCUACCAGUUUCUAAAUGGCGCCAACCCCAUCUUGAUCCAACGUUGCACAGCUCUGCCUAAAAACUUCCCUGUUGAUGAGGCCCGUAUGACUGACAUCAUCAAUGCCAGCCUGUCAGGUGAAAUGAAGAAAGGCAACAUAUUCCUGUGUGACUACAAGCAUCUGGAUGGAGUGAAAACAAACACCAUCAAUGGGAAGAAGCAGUACUUGGCAGCUCCCCUCGUUCUGCUCUACAAAACACCCGAUGAUAAUCUGGUGCCAGUUGCUAUUCAGCUUAAGCAGACUCCAGGAGUUGACAAUCCCAUCUUUUAUCCAACUGACUCUGAGUAUGACUGGUUGAUGGCAAAGACUUUUGUGAGAAGUGCAGAUUUCAAUGACCAUCAACUCAACACUCACUUGCUGCGCACUCACCUGCUGGCUGAAGUUUUUACAGUGUCACUACUGCGCAACAUGCCUAUGGUGCAUCCUCUGUACAAGCUCCUCAUACCUCACACUCGUUACACUCUGCAGAUCAACAUAUUGGCUCGACUUGUCCUUAUAUCUGAGGAGGGAAUAUUCACAAGGCUUGCAUCUUCUGGUGGAGAGGGAAUGGUCACAAUCCUGAGGAGAUCACUGUCCGCAAUAACCUACAACUCCCUCUGUAUACAAAACGACAUUGCUGAGCGUGGGCUACAGGACAUACCAAACUUCUACUACAGGGAUGAUGGACUCAGGUUGUGGGAUAUCGUCUACAGGUUUGUGCAGGAAAUGCUCUGCUACUACUACAAGAAUGAUGAUGAAGUCAGACAAGACACCGAACUGCAGAAAUGGAUUGGGGACAUUUUUGAACAUGGAUUCCUUUCCCAAGCAGGCACAGGAAUUCCUCAGAAAUUCUACACUGUGGCUGAGUUGGUCAAGUUUGUCACCAUGGUGCUUUUCACCUGCUCAAUCCAGCAUGGAUCUGUCAAUGGUGGACAGUAUGACUAUGGUUCCUGGAUGCCCAACACUCCUAUCACCCUGAAACUUCCUCCACCAACCAAAAAGGGGACAACAAGCGAGGCCAUGAUGCUGGAGACAUUCCCGGAUGUCAGCACAACAGUUAAUGGAAUGGCCAUCAUGUGGCUACUCGCCAAGCAGUCCUCUGACUUUGUCCCUCUUGGCCAAUACCCAGUGGAACAUUUCAGAGAGGAGAUUCCGUGCAGGCUAAUAAAGGAGUUUCAAGAAGAACUUGAUGCUUUAAGUGCAGCCAUCAAAACCCGAAACAAGAAUCUGGAUAUACCUUACACAUACUUGGACCCAAAGGAGAUAGAGAAUAGCGUUUCCAUCUGAAUAUCAGAAAGUUUGACCUCUUAAGCUGUUGAUGAAAUUUAGACUCACAUUAAAAAAAGGUGAACUGGUGGGAAGUACUUCAUGCUCUGUUUUGUGCUAGCGUUAAAAUGAGAAGAAACUACUGUUUGUGAUAAUCAUAUGAGGAUUCAUGAUGGUGAACUGUGGUGAGAAAUUAGCAUUUUAAACCAUACAUGAAAAUACAUUGCAGUUUUUUUAUAAAUUGCAUAAAGGUGAAAGACAUGUUUCUUACACAGAGUGUGAAAAAAGUUGAUUUUAUUAUUUCUUGUUUCAAUAUAAAAAUGAACUAAUCCAUAAUUCUCCUAUGAACAUAUGUUUGCUCUGAA